Molecule: messenger RNA, 966 nt
Organism: Cynocephalus volans (Philippine flying lemur)
Lineage: Eukaryota; Metazoa; Chordata; Mammalia; Dermoptera; Cynocephalidae
Product: basic proline-rich protein-like
Exons: 1
Source: RefSeq, a predicted model, not a curated record
CCACCUCCACCACCACCACCACCUCCACCACCUCCACCACCACCACCACCUCCACCACCUCCACCACCUCCACCACCUCCACCACCUCCACCACCACCUCCACCUCCACCUCCACCUCCACCACCUCCACCACCACCUCCACCUCCACCACCUCCACCUCCACCACCUCCACCUCCACUUCCUCCACCUCCUCCACCUCCUCCACCUCCACCACCUCCACCUCCUCCACCUCCACCACCUCCACCUCCUCCACCUCCACCUCCUCCACCUCCUCCUCCUCCACCUCCUCCACCUCCACCACCUCCACCUCCUCCACCUCCACCACCUCCACCUCCUCCACCUCCACCACCUCCACCUCCUCCACCUCCACCACCUCCACCUCCUCCACCUCCACCACCUCCACCUCCUCCACCUCCACCACCUCCACCUCCUCCACCUCCUCCACCUCCACCACCUCCACUUCCACCACCUCCACCACCUCUACCUCCACCUCCACCUUCACCACCACCACCUCCACCUUCACCACCACCACCUUCACCACCACCACCUCCACCACCACCUCCACCACCUCCACCACCACCUCCACCACCACCUCCACCUCCACCACCUCCACCACCACCUCCACCUCCACCACCUCCACCACCACCUCCACCUCCACCACCUCCACCACCUCCACCACCUCCACCUCCACCUCCACCACCUCCACCACCUCCACCUCCACCUCCACCACCUCCACCACCUCCACCUCCACCACCUCCACCACCUCCACCUCCACCUCCACCACCUCCACCACCUCCACCUCCACCACCUCCACCUCCACCUCCACCACCUCCACCUCCACUUCCACCACCUCCACCACCACCUCCACCUCCACCACCUCCACCACCACCUCCACCACCUCCACCUCCACUUCCACCUCCACCACCUCCACCUCCACCUCCACCACCUCCACCACCUCCACCUCCA